AAUCAGCAGAAUAGAUUCCCUACACAGUGGGGACAAAAUAUCCCCACAAAGGUAAUAAUGUACUGUCUGCUCUCGCUGUAAAACCCAGCCCACUGUUAUCAGUGAGAGCACAGUCAGACAUUGGCAGAAACUCUGUUGAUUGAGGAAUAUUUCUCCACCUUUAGCAAACAUACAUCCUCUGAAUCUCUAACCCGCUCUCGUUCUCCCAAUGCUGCACAUGCACCAUGUGUAAAGUAGUUUAGUGCAACAUACAGUAGAUCCAGAGGAACAUGUUGAGCCUGCUAAAGGUUUAGAAAUAGCUGUUUAACUCACUCUUUUCACAACUAAUCUGUAAUCUGUAAUAUUUACAUCACAGAAAGACUUAAUGGUGGUUUUAACUCCACUACAUUUUUAAUAGCAAGAAAGAUGCGUUUACUUUCUUGAAUAAUUGACUUUUUCAAAUAACGGUAUGAAUCACUGAGUGUUUUCAUUCUCAUUGCUUGUAUGAUCAAUUAAACUGCAUGGUGCAUUGCCAUUUCUGUCAUUGUCAUGUAUCUAGUUAAUAUCUUUGUAGAAUAUAUUGAACAUUGAUGAAUGUUUAACUGGGAUUAGUGGAAUAUUUAUCUCGACAUUAAGCUUUGACAUGAGCUUGACACGUAAAUCAAUCAUUCACUUGUCCGAGUAAAAAGUUACUUGUCCAGGGGGAAAAAGGUUUUUGUUGUUGUUGUUUUUUUCAGCACCAAUGUUAUUUAUUCUGAAGCAGUCUCAUCAGUGACAUUUGCUUUAAAAAUACAUUUGCUGCGUAAAUCAGACUUACUGAAAAUGCAAAUUCAUUCUCUGCCAGCAGGAGGUGCUUUAAAGCAGGAGAAACAGGUUUCCCCAGUAUCUGAUGUACACAAAGCUGCUCUGAGCUCACAAUCGCUGUUUUAUCAGGCAUAUGACAUGAAAGAUGAAAUAAAAAUGACAUCAAAAAUUGAAUAGACUAAUUAAUCAGCUCAACUUUAACUGUGUUUGUAGAUGCGCCAUAGCCAGACUGAUAAACAAACACAGACCGGAAGUUAACUUUGGGCCAAGCACGUGCACCCGUUGAAACCGUCUAUAUGAUUAAAAUAAAUGUAAUAUGAAAAAAAUCUAUAUUUAUGAUGAACCGCAGUAAUGAUUAAUAUCAAGUUCCCUUUGAAAAUGCACAAUUUUACUGUUUGACAUCAUGGCAGAAAUUGUGCUAACCAUAGUAAAUUUUUAUAAGGAAUGUGUAUCCUAGUAAUAGAAUAACUAAUUAACUAAACAACUUUUGGGUCUGCAUCUUGAGUGGGUGUAGGAGUGGGUAGACAGGAGGAGUCAUUGGCUGAGAAAGGGAAUCCCAUAAACAGAGAGAUACUACUGGAACUCCACAGCUACACUUUCACACUCCACAGCAUCUAAGGAAAAUGGCUUUAGUGUCUGAGAUUUUGACGAAACUCACAUUGAGUAAUGGAGGAGGGGAGAGAGAACCUAAAUGCCCUACAGUGGUCCCAGUUUCUGGGUUUAACCCAGAGGAGGAUGCAGCCGAAAUCGAGACAGCCAUCAAAACCAAAGGUAUUGAUGAGCAGAAAAUCAUUGACAUUUUGACAAAAUGCAGUUGCUCACAAAGGGCUGAAAUUGCAUUUGAGUAUGAAAAACGGGCAAAGAAGGAUUUGGUGAGUGCCCUGAAGGGGGCGCUCUCAGGCUCUUUGGAGCAUCUGAUACUGGGACUGAUGAAGAGUACCGCACAGUAUGAUGCCUCUGAGCUCAAAUCAUCUGUGAAGGGUCUGGGCACUGAUGAGGAGAGUCUUAUUGAGAUGGUCUGCUCCCGCAAUAAAGAAGAGCUAAUGGAAAUCAAGAAGGUUUACAGAGAAAUGUUUAAGAAGGAGUUGGAGAAAGAUGUUUCUGGAGACACAUCUGGUGAUUUUGCAAAGCUGCUACUGGCCCUUGUACAGGCCAAGAGAGACGAGCCGAGUAACGUGGUGGACUAUGAGAAGAUCGACAAUGAUGCCAGAUCUCUCCAUGAAGCUGGAGUGAAUCGAAAGGGAACUGAUGUGACCACCUGGAUUUCAAUCUUCUCUGAGAGGAGUGUCCCACACUUGCAGAAAGUGUUUAAAAGGUACAAGAGAUACAGCCCAUAUGACAUUAAGGAGAGCAUUCAAAAGGAGGUGAAGGGAGAUCUGGAAAAAUCCUUCCUCACACUAGUUGAGUGCAUGGAGAACAGACAUCUGUAUUUUGCCAGCAGACUCAAUGAAGCCAUGAAGAGUAAAAGUGUUAAAGAUAAGGUCGUAACCCGCAUCAUCGUCUCCCGCGGUGAAGUUGAUCUCAUGAAGGUCCGCACAGAGUUUAAAAGGAAUUUUGGAAAAUCUCUGUACCAGACAAUUUUAGAGCACACUAAGGGAGACUACCAGAGAGCUCUCCUGAACCUCUGUGGAGGAGACGACUAAACAGAUGUCCAGCAAUGAAGACUUUCCGAAACAAAUAGUUCAAAAUGCAGUAUUACGGUUGAAGUUUUAUUAUUUUUAUUUGUUGUUUUACAGGGUAGUUUUCAUCUUUCUUGUUGAUAUGUUUCGGGCAACAAGUUCAUAUGCUCGAUGGAUUUUAGCGGUAACUUAUAUUGUUCUGCCCAUUGCUGUCACAUCGUUUCGUUUUUUUAUGCUGCCAAUAAUCUAAGACAUUUCUUACACUAAAUUAUUUGUUAAACACAUUCGUUUAAGGCUAAUUCGUUUAUAAGAAUGCUUUGUUUUGAAUGCUUUGUUUUCUUGUAUGAUUGUUGUUUAAUAUUAGUUAAAUUGAUCCCAUUUCACUGAAAGGAAUACAGAAUCAUGAAUUUUAUAUUAAUAUUGUUGAUAUUAA
Messenger RNA from Carassius auratus (goldfish), 2835 nucleotides. Its product is annotated as annexin A2-B-like. The transcript is spliced from 13 exons. The coding region runs from base 1407 to 2426 and encodes 339 amino acids. Gene Ontology annotation, cellular component: nucleus; vesicle membrane; cytoplasm. NCBI's taxonomy places the organism in Eukaryota, Metazoa, Chordata, Actinopteri, Cypriniformes, Cyprinidae. The record is from RefSeq and is a predicted model, not a curated record. Gene Ontology annotation, molecular function: calcium-dependent phospholipid binding; calcium ion binding; cytoskeletal protein binding.